Messenger RNA from Rhinolophus ferrumequinum (greater horseshoe bat), 2082 nucleotides. RefSeq names its product interferon regulatory factor 9 (gene IRF9). Gene Ontology annotation, molecular function: protein binding; RNA polymerase II cis-regulatory region sequence-specific DNA binding; DNA-binding transcription factor activity, RNA polymerase II-specific. Gene Ontology annotation, cellular component: nucleus. The transcript has 9 exons. The coding region runs from base 530 to 1777 and encodes 415 amino acids. NCBI's taxonomy places the organism in Eukaryota, Metazoa, Chordata, Mammalia, Chiroptera, Rhinolophidae. The record is from RefSeq and is a predicted model, not a curated record. Gene Ontology annotation, biological process: regulation of transcription by RNA polymerase II; immune system process.
CCAUGGAUGGCUAAGGGAGGCCCUCCCUGCCCGCUUGGCCUGGGCUGACGUCCUCCUUCCCCGCCUCCCUUCUUCCCUUCAUUGAAUUGAGCUGACAUUUGAAGUCACCAAAUAGGCUCCAAGCAGGCACCGAGGGGGAACAUAGAUGAACAGGUAGUCCAGAGCUAUCCAGAGGCCCUAGGGCCAGACUGCAGCAUUCUGUGGCCUCCCUGGGGCAGCAGCAGUGUCGCGGAGAUGGUUGAAUACCAGGAAUGAGUAUCUGAGGGAGGAAGGAGAAUGAGCCUCGGCGGGGAGGGUUCCUCCUGCGUCUGAUUCCAGCAGUGAGAUUCUCAGAUGCUGCUUCCACCUAGUGGCCGCUCGUUGCCCUGCACCUCGGACCACGUGAUUUCAGGGAAAAGGUCCUCCCAGGAGGAGAACUGAAACUUAGGGUGGGGACUGUAGAAACAGGGUGGAGUUAUCAGGAAGCUGCCCGGCCGGGAGCUGAGCUGAGGUCAGCUCGGCCCUGGGACAGCCCGCACAGCAGCUCAGGAUGGCGUCAGGCAGGGCACGCUGCACCCGAAAGCUCCGAAACUGGGUGGUGGAGCAAGUGGACAGCGGGCAGUUCUCAGGGGUCUGCUGGGAAGAUGAAGCUAAGACCAUGUUCAGGAUUCCCUGGAAGCACGCCGGCAAGCAGGACUUCCGGGAGGAUCAGGAUGCCGCCUUCUUCAAGGCCUGGGCGAUAUUUAAGGGAAAGUACAAGGAGGGGGACACGGAAGGCCCCGCUAUCUGGAAGACUCGUCUGCGCUGUGCUCUCAACAAAAGUCCUGAGUUUGAGGAGGUUCCUGAGAACGGCCAUCGGGAUGGGGCUGAGCCCUAUAAGGUGUAUCGGCUGCUGCCACCAGGAACCCUCCCUGCUCCAGCAGGAACCCAGAAAUCACCAUCAAAGAGACAUCACAGCUCUGUGUCCCCCGACAGGGCGGAGGAUGAGGGUAUCACGAAGAACUGUAUACUCAGCCCCUCCUUGCUGCAGGACCCCCUCAAAACCGAGGAGGUGGGGGCCCAUGGGGGAGCAGGCCAUUCAAACCUGGAGAGCAGUAGCAGCAGCAGCAGCAGCAGCAGCAGCUCUGAGCCUCAGGAAGGUGCUGACACAACUGAGGCCCCUUUCCAAGAAAAUCAGGCCUCCCUGGAGCGGCUGCCCCCUCCAGACUCAGACUACUCGCUGCUGCUCACUUUCAUCUACAGUGGACACGUGGUGGGUGAGGCCCAGGUGCAGAGCCUGGACUGCCGCCUUGUGGCGGAGCCCUCGGGCUCCCAGUGUGGCAUGGAGCAGGUGGUGUUUCCCAAGCCCGGCCCGCAAGAGCCCACCCAGCGCCUGCUCAGCCAGCUCGAGAGAGGUGUCCUGGUGGCCAGCAACUCCCGAGGCCUCUUUGUGCAGCGCCUGUGCCCCAUCCCCGUCUCCUGGAGCGCACCCCACGCCCCGCCUGGUCCAGGCCCGCAUCUGCUGCCCAGCAAUGAGUGUGUGGAGCUUUUCAGAACCACCUACUUCUGCAGAGACUUGGCCAGGUACUUCCAGGGCCUGGGCCCCCCACCCAAGUUUCAGGUGACACUGAAUUUCUGGGAGGAGAAGCCUGGCCCCAACCACACCCUACAGAGUCUUAUCACAGUGCAGAUGGAGCAGGCCUUUGCCCGACACUUACUGGAGGAGACUCCAGAGGACCAGGCAGCCAUUCUGUCCCUGUUGCAAAGCCUAGGGGACCCACCUUCCUCCUCUCUGCUCUGUUCCUCCAGUUUUCUUUGAAAGAGACUUGUUUUCCACACUGUUGAGCUGCCUCCCUCGGUGAUAAUGCUUCGUGGUUGUCUGUGAUGGUUAUGUCCUUGAAGCCCUCAUGAUGUCUGACAAGUGGAGAACUCAAGCAUGACUUUUAUCUUUUUUUUUGUUGAGAUAUACCCUCUUUUAUCUCUGAGGAAGUGAACUGGGAAAGUCCAAAUGGUUUGAACUCACGGGGACCUUCUCCUCUUGCCCCAACCUGAUAGCCAAGCACUUUAUAUUUUCCUCUUAGAUCUUCACUAAGGCUUUAAAAUAAAAUUUUACUGAAAAAAGAA